Molecule: messenger RNA, 546 nt
Organism: Lipotes vexillifer (Yangtze River dolphin)
Lineage: Eukaryota; Metazoa; Chordata; Mammalia; Artiodactyla; Lipotidae
Gene: MTRFR
Product: mitochondrial translation release factor in rescue
Exons: 2
Coding region: 22-546 (174 amino acids)
Biological process (GO): translational termination
Cellular component (GO): mitochondrion
Molecular function (GO): translation release factor activity
Source: RefSeq, a predicted model, not a curated record
GAGCAGGCAGAGCCACGUGCUAUGAGCACCUCGGGUCUGUUCCGUUUUCCUACCCCACUGACCAGAGUGUGCAUGGUGCCCUGGGGACUCCGGCUCUGCGAGAAGCCGAAACUCUUAUCCCCUGGAGCAGCGGUCGCUCCAGUCCAGGCAGCAGGCAAGAAGGACCACCCUGCUCUGCUCUCCCUGGAUGAGAGUGAACUUAAAGAGCAGUUUGUAAAAGGACACGGGCCAGGCGGCCAGGCAACCAACAAAACAAGCAACUGCGUGGUGCUCAGGCACGUCCCCUCAGGCAUCGUCGUCAAGUGCCACCAGACUAGAUCCGUCGAUCAAAACAGAAAGCUAGCUCGGAGAAUCCUGCAAGAGAAAGUGGAUGUUUUCUACAACGGUGAAAACAGUCCUGUUUACAAAGAAAAACGAGAGGCAGAGAAGAGAAAGCAAGAAAGGAAAAAAAGAGCAAAGGAGACCCUAGAGAAAAAGAAACUCCUGAAAGAACAAUGCGAAUCAAGUAAAAAUGUGCCCAGAGAAAGGACUGCAGAUUCUGACUGA